This is a messenger RNA of Sinocyclocheilus rhinocerous, 2226 nucleotides long. RefSeq names its product chondroitin sulfate synthase 2-like. The record is from RefSeq and is a predicted model, not a curated record. Gene Ontology annotation, cellular component: Golgi cisterna membrane. Gene Ontology annotation, molecular function: glucuronosyl-N-acetylgalactosaminyl-proteoglycan 4-beta-N-acetylgalactosaminyltransferase activity. NCBI's taxonomy places the organism in Eukaryota, Metazoa, Chordata, Actinopteri, Cypriniformes, Cyprinidae. The coding region runs from base 602 to 2071 and encodes 489 amino acids. The transcript has 4 exons.
AGAAUAUUGCCUUAUAACAAGCCUGCCCAGGAAGGUCCUCCAAAGAAAGUUUUCAGAGCCAAGUAUGCCAGCACAGAGCUUGGAAUUCGUGAACGUCUCUUUGUCUCAGUAUUUACCUCCAAAAACCACCAUGAACACUUUAGCUGUGGCCAUCAACCGGAACCUCAACCACCACCUGGAUGGCCAUCUCAUCUUCUUUACAGGCACUCGCAAUCACAAACUCCCUAAUGGAAUGUUUGUGGUAGCCCACGGUGACGAGCGUCCAGUUCCAAACAUGUUCCAGUCUGUCCGACAUCUUCUAGAACAUCACAUUGCCGAUUAUGAUUGGUUCUACUUUGUCCAGGAUGAUACCUACACCCAGCCCGAAAGGCUGAAGACCUUAGUAAGCCACCUGAGCAUGGACCUUCAGCUUUACAUGGGCCAGCCCGGAGAGUUCAUUGGAGGUGAAACCAAGGGGAGGUACUGUCACAGUGGACCGGGAUUUCUACUAUCCCGUGCACUACUUCUGAAGCUCUAGCCUUUCUUGGAGCAAUGCAGGACUGACAUCGUAAGCAUCAGACCUGAUGAGUGGCUCGGUCGCUGUAUCAUUGAUUAUGCUGGCAUGAGCUGUGUGGAGAAAUAUGAGGGCCUGAAUUAUAAUUAUCUUACAAUGGAAAACAAUAUGGACCUUCCCAGAAUGGAAAAUGAUGGAUUCCAGAAUGCUCUCACUGUUCAUCCUGUGACCAGUGCAGAAUUUAUGUAUCGUCUGCACAAACAUUUCACAGAAAUAGAACUGCAGAAGACCUAUGAAGAGAUUGAAAAACUACAGUCUGAGAUAAAGAAUGUCAGUGAAUUAGCAGUGGAUGGAAACAAGAGUGCUUUGUGGCCCAUCGGCAUCACACAUCCCUUUGAACCAAAGAGCCGCUUUGAGGUACUGCGUUGGGACUACUCUACUGAAGAUAACCUUUUCUCCUGCGUGGAUGGUGCCCCUAAAUGCCUGCUCAGUGGUGCUGAUCGUGAUGACGUGACUAACGUCAUCAAGGUCGCCGUUGAAGAGCUUAACAAAAAAUACAGCCCUUUUGUACAGCUAAGUGCUCCACAGCUGGUGAAUGGUUACAGGCGCUUGGACCAUACACGAGGGAUGGAGUACACCUUGGACCUGCAGUUCCAGGCCACGACUGAGUCUGGUCACCAGAAAUCUAUUGCACGCCAUGUACACCUUGUGCGACCCCUCAGCCAGGUAGAGAUUAUCCCCAUGCCUUAUGUCACAGAGGCUACACGAGUCCACGUCCUCCUGCCUCUCACCAGUUAUGACUCCCAUGUAGCGCUGCGCUUCUUAGAUCACUGUUCCUCCAACUUGUUUGAGACUGGUGAGAAUGCAGUUCUUAACUUCCUGUUCACCUACGAAACCGCCGAGGCCCAAAAAGUGAGUACAAAUGACGUCUUUGCAGAGGUCAAGGCUAAGAUCACUUCCGUCGAGCACAGAUAUCCCAGCGUGAAGGUGUCUUGGAUCAGCAUAAAGACAGAAAGUCCGGGUGUCCUGCGGAUCCUGGAUAUUGUAUCUAGGAAGCACCCGGUGGAAACACUCAUCCUCCUGGUCACAGCUGACACUGUACUCAACUCAGAGUUUUUGAAUCGCUGUUGUAUGAAUGCCAUCAGUGGCUGGCAGGCUUUCUUUCCCAUCCAUUUCCAAGAAUUUGACCCCAGUGUGGCUUAUCCAGACCAGGUUCCUCCUGCCUCAUCAGACCUGGUCAGGGAAGCGGGUCACUUUGAUCGCUACAUCUUUGAGGAGGCGUGUUUCUACAACUCUGACUACAUGUCCUCGCGCACACGGAUCACUGGGGAUUUGCAGGAGAACGAGGAGCUGCUGGAGAGCCUGGAUCUUUAUGACAUGUUUGUGCAGUAUUCAGGGCUACACGUGCUCCGUGCUAUCGAGCCUGCUUUGCGCCAGGCAUACCGCAACCAGACCUGCAAUCCACGGCUAAGUGAGGACGUGUUCCACCGCUGUCUCCAGAGCACUCUGGAGAGCCAGGGGUCACGUUCCCAACUCGCCAUGCUAAUAUUUGAACAAGAGCAAGGCAACAGCACCUGAUGACCUUCCAAAGAAGCAACAGUGGGGUAAAUGUAGACUGGCUAACAUCAUUUUAACAUCUGUCAACCAGUUCUCUAGUAAAAGCUGUUUGAUUAUCUUACUGAAACCAAAGAGAAAUGUUCUGAAAGGAACAUUUUGAGACAUUUAAUAAGAAA